UCAACGCCGCACAACCGCAAGGCCUUGGUGCUCUGGAAAAACCGUGGUCGUGAAAUUUCGUGUCCGUCGUGAAAAGUAGAAAUGGAUGCGCAACAGCUCCCUUUCCUGGCCGAAUAUUCCAAAAGCAACCGUGCUUCCUGUCGACUUUGCAAACAGAAAAUCGACAAGGAUGUUCUGCGUCUGGCCGCUAUGGUCCAAUCGCCGGUGCACGACGGAAAGGUGGCGCAGUGGUACCAUGAAGAUUGUUUCUUCAAAAAGCAAAGACCCAGCACCGAGGGCGACGUAGCACACUUCGAGGCUCUGCGGUAUGAGGAUCAAAAGAAGUUACGUGAUAAGAUAGCGACCCUUGCCAGCGUUACCGUCGUACCUACGGCGACGAAGGGAAAAGGCAAGAAACGUUCAGCAGCCGAAGGACAAGCGCUAAAGGAUUAUGGCGUCGAGUAUGCUGCCUCGGGUCGGGCACUUUGCCGGGGGUGCGAGCAGAAAAUCCUGAAAGAUGAGGUACGCAUCAAGAAGGUGGCAUACGAUACUGAGGUUGGCAUGAAGUACGGCGGACAACCGUUAUGGCAUCAUGCGGAAUGCUUCGCCAAACUGCGCGCCGAAUUGGGAUACUUCGACAAGGCCGACUCUCUUCCAGGCUUCCGUUCGAUGAAGAAAGCAGAUCAAAAUCAGCUCAAAGAACUUCUUCCGCCCAUCAAGGUGGAAGAUGUUCCAGCGAAAAAGGUGAAAGAAGAAGUGAAGGAUGAAGUUGAUAAGGCUAUCGACGAUGCAAACGAAAAACAGAUGGCCGAGCAGCAGAAAGCGUUCUAUAAAAUCCGCGAUAAGUUAAAGAGCCUAGGCGUGAAGAAGUCGGAACUAAUCGAAAUUCUAGAGUACAAUAAUCAGGAGGUGCCAGAAGGUAACGAUCCGGUGCUGGACCGAGUAUGUGACAUAAUAACGUUCGGUGCCCUUGAACGAUGCUCUAAAUGCGGAGGCCAGUUUGCUCUUCAAAAGUCGGCAUAUGUUUGUGAGGGAAAUCUUACUGAAUGGACCAAGUGUAUGCAUGCGGAGAAGGUUCCGGCCCGGAAGAAAACCAAAAUACCGUCGGAUAUCAAAUCGGAAUACGCUUUUUUGAAAUCCUAUAAAUCCGUCGUGAGUGAUCGUCUGAUUCGCUAUGUUCCACCAAGCGUCAGCACAGUUACGACCAAGCUGAAAAAAGAAGAAGAUGUGGCAUCCGAAGUAAAGGAACCAAAGGUGAAACGCGAGAAGCCUCCACUCUACAAUAUGGAAUUCGUAAUCCUUGGUAAAACGGCUACUCCAAAGGAUAAGCUUAAACUAAAAAUUCAGAAAAUGGGUGGGAAGGUGGUGACCAAGAUCACUAACCAUACGGCAGCGAUCAUAUCCACGCCAGAAGAAGUGGAUGGAAUGAGCAAGCGCAUGGAGGAAGCCAAAGAAUUUCAGAUUCAGGUGGUGCCGGAAGAGUUUUUGGAGGAUGCAAAGACGGGCAACGCUUUAUCCUUCAUCACUAGCCGAGCCCUUUGCGAUUGGGGUUCGGACCCUCAUACACGUAUACCUGCAGAGGAGGAAAGCAAAUCGCGCUCGAAGAAAAGCAUUUAUGAAAAAUCGGUACCCACCAAGGUCAAGCUACAGCUUAAGAGCGGAUUGGUCGUUGAUCCCGACUCUGGUUUGGCAGACAAAGCGCACGUGUUCCGGAAGGGAGACACAAUCUUUAAUUGCGUGCUAAACAAGGUUGACAUCCAGCAAGACAAGAACUCCUUCUACAAACUGCAGAUACUUGAAGCUGAUAAUCGUAACAAGUUCUGGUUGUUCAGGUCUUGGGGUCGUAUCGGAACGACGAUCGGUGGCACUAAGGUGCAGGACUAUGGCAACGCGAUGGAUGCUAUUAUAGCUUUCACUGAAUUGUUCUAUGAGAAAACAGGGAACGAAUGGCGAAAGCAUAACACCGAAUAUAGCAAGAUGCCGGGCAUGUUCUACCCAGUCGAGAUCGAUUAUGGCGAAAUGAAAAUGAAACGAUUGACGGAGGAUAACACAGUUCCCGCUAAAAUUCCCUCCCAGGUGCAGGAUUUGAUCCGAAUGUUAUUCGACGUAGAAGCCAUGAAUCGGGUCUUGCUCGAGUUCGAGCUAGAUAUGGAAAAAAUGCCGUUAGGAAAGCUAUCGCAGAGGCAACUUCAAUCCGCCAUGAAAAUACUCUCGGAGCUAUCCGACCUGAUCACUGGCAGUGGAUCAAAUGCCCAGUUCAUCGAUGCUUCGAACCGGUUCUAUUCGUUCAUUCCGCAUAACUUUGGAGUUUCCGCGCCGAAGGUGCUGGAUACGCUUGAGCAAGUGAAAUCCAAGCAAGACAUGCUGGAAAGUUUGAUCGAGAUCGAGGUCGCCUACUCGUUGCUGAGCAAGGGCGAAUCAAACAACGAGAAGAAUCCACUGGACGUGCACUACGAACAGUUAAAGACGGAGAUCGAGCCGAUGAAGCGCGAUACGGAAGAGUUCAAGAUACUUCAAGAGUAUGUGCGCAAUACGCACGCCACUACACAUAAGGAUUACGAGUUGGAAAUUCAGGAAAUUUUCCGCAUCAAACGCAAGGGAGAGGAUCGUCGGUACAAACCAUUCAGUAAUCUGCACAAUCGCAAGCUCUUAUGGCACGGUUCGCGAUUGACCAACUUUGUGGGUAUUUUGACGCACGGCUUAAAGAUCGCACCUCCGGAGGCACCGGUUACCGGGUACAUGUUCGGCAAGGGCAUCUACUUUGCGGACAUGGUAUCUAAAUCGGCAAAUUACUGUUGCACAAAUCCAAAGGAUUCAACUGGAUUGAUGUUGCUGUGCGAGGUAGCGCUGGGCGAUAUGCAAGAGUACACGAACGCUCACUACGUGAACAAGCUGCCGGCAAAUAAGCACAGCGUAAAGGGUAUCGGUCGCACACAACCGGAUCCGAAAGCGGCGCACGUGCGCCCGGACGGUGUAGAGAUUCCGCUCGGAAAAGGUGUGACCGAUGGAAAAUUGAGCAGUUCAUUGUUGUACAACGAGUAUAUUGUUUACGACGUUUCGCAGGUCAAUUGCAAGUACUUGUUCAAGAUGAAUUUCAAGUAUAAGUACUAAUUAUCCUUCUAAAACUGCGUUGAUCGCGACUGCGUUACCAGUUAAAAUUUUCUUUUCUCCUCUGUCUUUUUACCAUACAAUCAUUAUUCGUUGAAAUGCAUAGAAAAGCGAAUAAAAUAUAAUGUAA
Anopheles aquasalis is the source of this 3217-nucleotide messenger RNA. RefSeq names its product Poly-(ADP-ribose) polymerase (gene Parp1). The record is from RefSeq and is a predicted model, not a curated record. Gene Ontology annotation, cellular component: nucleus; nucleolus. Lineage: Eukaryota; Metazoa; Arthropoda; Insecta; Diptera; Culicidae. Gene Ontology annotation, biological process: protein poly-ADP-ribosylation; double-strand break repair. Gene Ontology annotation, molecular function: zinc ion binding; NAD+ poly-ADP-ribosyltransferase activity; DNA binding.